CUGGUUUCCCUCCUUCCCAUGCUACUAUAGCUGUAAGCUCUGCUCACGCCAACCUGCUGCAAAUCAUUGCUUUCUUAAUCAACUCUUUUAGAGAUUUCAUAAAUAAGGGGCUGAGUGUUGCUAGCGGGAAAUAAAUACGCUAUGUCGCAUCUCAAGAAGGAAAAUGGAUUAGAGAAUCAGAUAUUCAAGUGGGGUACUAAGAGGGGAGUUGGGCGGUUGAACAAAGAGAUACAGUUUUAUGAGUCAUUUACAUAUGAUGGAGUUAAAUACUGUCUUCACGAUUGUGUAUGCUUUUACCGUGAAGGUGACUCCGGGACUAAUAUUGGUAAACUUGUGCAAAUCUUUGAGACUGCAGCCCAUGAAAGGAUGGUGAGGGCAGUGUGGUUCUUUUCUCCCAAGGACAUACGCAAUUUCUUGGGAGAUUAUAAGCCAAACAGGAAUGAGUUAUUUUUGGCUUCUGGCAAGGGUAAAGGCCUUAGCAAUGUUAAUCUUGUGGAAUCAAUUGUUGGGAAAUGUAAUGUUGUUUGUGCAUCAAAUGACCAGAGAAAUCCUCAAGCAUCUGAACAACAGUUGGAAAUGGCUGACUACAUUUUUUACCGUUCUUUUGAUGUUGGAACAUGCAGAAUAUCUGAGAGCUUUGCAGAUCAGAUCUGUGGAUUUAAAGUGGAGCUUUAUUUCAAUAAAAGAAGAAAUCAGAUGCUCGGCAAUCCUGGAACUCUCGAGCCAAAAGUAAAAGAAUUGACUGGAAAAUCAAUAGUUUUGGAAAAAAUGAAUCGUCAUGCAGUAAAGGAUGGCAAGUAUGGACGCAGCAGCCCAGUGGUUAAAGAAUCCAAGACUCAUACAAAUAUGGAUGACAAGCAACACUUUUCAAACAAGCCCUACAAAUCGAAGUUCUCCGAGGAUCCCUGGCCUCCAAAUGCAUCAUGUACCCAUCCUUAUAAGAGAAGAAAGCUUCUGGGUGAAAAGGCAUGCCAAAUUUCUGAUGAAGUAGGUUUUGGAUUUCGACAAGAUAGUGGUGUAAAAACUGUCAACAAAUCUGUGCAGGGUACUCGAAACCUGGAUUCUUGACAAGGGAAGGAAUUAGAAGAAAUCAGAAACCAGCUGAAGAAGAAAUGUAACAAGUGACAUCUGGAAGCAUCAAGUCCAUGAGUGAGACUUUGCUCAGUUGAUAAUCUGAUUUCGCUGUGGAUGCUAUUGCUUUUGCAGGAACUUGUCUUUUGUUUUUGUGAAUUCUGGUGGAUACAUUGGCAUACACAAGUGAUUUUGGGAAUUGUGGUGGACAGAUAGGCAUGCACCCGUACAUAAAAUGUGCAAAUAACAGAAGAUUUUCCUAUUAUUCUGCUCCCCAUUUUUUUUUUGUUUGCCUGAUUAAAAGAACUCUAUUUAGCUUU
Populus nigra (black poplar) is the source of this 1391-nucleotide messenger RNA. RefSeq names its product protein ANTI-SILENCING 1-like. The coding region runs from base 142 to 1068 and encodes 308 amino acids. NCBI's taxonomy places the organism in Eukaryota, Viridiplantae, Streptophyta, Magnoliopsida, Malpighiales, Salicaceae. Gene Ontology annotation, molecular function: chromatin binding; RNA binding. The record is from RefSeq and is a predicted model, not a curated record. The transcript has 6 exons.